GGAGGCGCUCACGGCUGAGGAGGAGCACACAGGCGCACUCACCGCCUUCCUCCUUCCCUCUUCUUCCUCCCACCCCGCCCCUGGGGGGCGGUACCCUUGUCCCUGGGGGAGGUCUGCACCCCCGGAGGGAGGAGGAGGGCCAGGGCUAGGGCCGCUGCGGCGGGUGGCGGACGCCGCCGGCCCUUCCCCCGCGCUCCUUCGCUGCCUCCCCCUGCUCCCCGCCCCUCCUCCUCUCCAUCCUCCCUAUCCUCCUCCGGGUCCCCGGCAGCCGCAGCUAGGGGAGCAGCCGGCGGCACCCGGGCUUCUCAGCCUUUGUCUCGGGCCGCGGGGCGCGCCGGGCCCAGCGCAGCGCUAUAGCAUCCUACUAGGGAGCUGUGCAAUCACAUGGCUGCCACAGCAACAGGACAAGGAUGUGACUGAUGAAUCACAAAAACCAGCUAGCAUCUCCAAAGAAAGAUUUCUCCUAACGAUUCAAGGGACCUAGAGAUACUGAAACAUCCAAUAAAAAGAUGCAGCCACCAGACGAAAAAUGAAAGCCACCCAAGCACUGGAGGGCGCCCUCGCAGCCGCUUCUCUCCAGGUUCCAAGUUUCCCUUCACAAUGGCCUGUAACAGCACAUCCGUCGGGGCUUACGAGCAUCUGCUGCUGAAUGUGAGCAAUGCCUCGGACCCAGGGGCCACUCCACUGUCUGCACCGCUCAGGAUCUCUCUGGCAAUAAUGAUGCUGAUGAUGAUUGUGGUAGGAUUCCUCGGCAACACGGUGGUCUGCAUCAUCGUGUACCAGAGGCCGGCCAUGCGCUCAGCCAUCAACCUGCUGCUGGCCACCUUGGCCUUCUCCGACAUCAUGCUCUCCUUAUGCUGCAUGCCCUUCACGGCCGUCACCCUCAUCACUGUCCGCUGGCACUUCGGGGACCACUUUUGUCGACUUUCAGCUACGCUCUAUUGGUUCUUUGUCCUAGAGGGCGUGGCCAUCCUGCUCAUCAUUAGUGUGGACCGGUUUCUCAUCAUCGUACAGCGCCAGGACAAGCUGAACCCUCGCAGGGCCAAGGUAAUCAUUGUGGCCUCCUGGGUGCUGUCGUUCUGCAUCUCUGCGCCCUCCUUCACCGGCUGGACGUUCAUGGAGGUGCCAGCCCGAGCCCCACAGUGCGUGCUGGGCUACACGGAGUUCCCAGCUGAACGCGCCUACGUGGUGACCCUGGUGGUGGCAGUGUUCUUUGCACCCUUUGGCGUCAUGCUGUGCUCCUAUCUGUGCAUUCUCAACACGGUGCGGAAGAACGCUGUGCGCGUGCACAACCAGUCCGACAGCCUGGACCUCAGGCAGCUGUCCAGGGCUGGCCUGAGACGGCUCCGGAGGCAGCAGCAGCAGGUCAGCCUGGACCUGAGCUUCAAAACCAAGGCCUUCACCACCAUCCUCAUCCUCUUCGUGGGCUUUUCGCUCUGCUGGCUGCCCCACUCAGUCUACAGCCUGCUGUCUGCGUUCAGCCGACGGUUCUAUUACAGCACCUCCUUUUACGCCACCAGCACGUGUGUGCUGUGGCUCAGUUACCUCAAGUCCGUCUUCAACCCCAUUGUCUACUGCUGGAGGAUUAAGAAAUUCCGCGAGGCCUGCGUAGAGUUGCUUCCCCAGACUUUCCAAAUCCUCCCCAAAGUGCCUGAGCGGAUCCAGAGGAGAGUGCAGCCGAGCACCGUCUAUGUGUGCAACGAAAACCAAUCCGCUGUCUAGGGAGCAGGUUGAGCGGGCCAGUGGACCACUCGGAAUGGUCCCGGCCCAGGCUCGGAGCCCUAGCCUUUAGUUGUCUGUGUUUUUCUUGGUGACUACACAAGCACAAAGGUACUUUUUUUGUUACCAGGUGAUCUGUGGCUUUCAAUUUUCUGAUUUCCAUAAGAUGAAUUAUUAUUAUUUGUCUCAGAAAUACCGUCUAUAGCUCUAAUGGGAAUUGGGGCUUUCAGAAGUCGGCCAGGAGUGAGAAGGGAUGAGGGGAAGCCAAAAGUGAAGCUGCCUGAGGGUGGGGCAAGAGGAGGAGCUGCCAAAAGAGCACAUCACGUUCAUCCCAGCCCCCACUGCACAUGCUCAGGAGAAGCCCCUGGUGGUAGACUGUGGUGCCCUUGUUCAUUCUGAUGCCAGCACUCUUCAGAGCUGUAUCCGCAAGGCUGGGUACGGCACACACAUCCUUAUGAUGUUCAACUGUGUGUUUCUGAUCAUGCCAAAUUAUCCUUUUAGAAAGAUUUCGGACUGGGAAGCUGUGGGGGUCCCCGGUGUGGCAGGUGGUGCUGGGUCAGUGGCCCAGAGCUCAAAGUGUGCUUUGUGACGGCUUAGCUGAAAAGGGAAGUCCACCUGGAUACUCAGGCAUGUUCCCACCACUCACACCUCUGGAUAGCCUGACAGUCCCUGAACUGCUCCUGUCUCCUCUUUGGCUCCUCUCCAGCGUGCUAAGAACAUACCUACUGCCACUUGCCCACUGGCAAGUAUCUGUAUCGACUUGCUCUCAGAGGCAGAACAGCCAGCUGCUUGGCUUUGUUUACACAUCUCCUCUGGACAACAGAGCCUUGGAGGCACCAAAUCCACAGUAGCACCAGAAUCGCUCGAGGGACAGAACAGACACCCCUCCCCAAAGCUGGGCUUACAUCCACCCAUCUGUUCCUCCUACCUCACUCAUGCCCACUGCUGCUGGCAAACCCUCUUGCCCAGAACCUGAUCCUGGGAGUGAAGUUACUCAGAGGAGACAUUUUGGUGGCACUCUGUGCUUGGCUGCUAUCUCAUGCUCACCCGUUAUGACAAAGAGCCUCUGGUGUAGGAAGGUGGGUUCUGCAGGUUUGGGACACAGCAGUGGGUCCAUUGAGCUCUCUUUACAAAGUCAGAUCUGAAGAGAGGAAAAAACUAAGAAAAUCUGAUAUCAGGUCUGACUCUAUCAGGGACCAGUCAGUAAUCUUUUUUGUUUCAUCUUCUUCUGUCAGCCUCAGUUUACCCAUUUGUUAAAGGAGGAAACAGGUCUACAUGACUUCAGUCCCCUUGAUUUUACACUUGAUCUUAGCCAAAGGCCAAGAGAUGAUAAGUCCCCUUGAUUCUCGACUGGAUGUUUUCUGCCUGGAAUAGCCAGAUCCCAUGCAUUCAUUUAUCCACCCAUAAGAUGGGCAUUUAUUAAAUGCCUAUUGGAUGAAAUGUGGUGUGCAAGUGAUAGUGCCAAAAAAGAAAGAAAAAGAAAAAAGAAAAAAAGGCUGGACUGCACCCAAAACUAGUUGAUUUAUCUCAGGAGUGUGAAAACUCAGCCCAAGAGCACAGAAGCUCCACUUUGCUUCACUUCUUAUUUCUCUCAGAGGCCAGCUCCCAGCUCCCAGCCUCUCUCUGUGGUAGUGGUGAUGGAGGCAAGGAAGGAGGGUAGCAUGUGAAGAGCAUGCAGUUUAUGUUAAGGUCAACCCAGGGGAGGGUCUGUCGAGAAGACGGCUGACUCAUUUCCAUCAGCCAAGAGGGAAAGAGAGAGGACGUGGAACUGGCUGUGUUGUAUUAAGGCGGGUGCCACCAGUCUUUUCCUCUCCCUGUGCCCAGCAAGGCUAGGGGUAGCUCAGCUUCCAUGGGUCGGGUUCACAGGGUCCAAAGGUGCCCAAGAGAAUUGCCAGACGACUGUGAGGAGCAAGCCUAUGGACACUUCUCCUCCAGUGGUAUUUUAAAGAACUUUUUCAGGAACCUUGAACAAAGAGAAAUCACAAAACUGAAUGAAAGUACCAAAUUUACAUCAAUAUGUGUUAUAUGAUUUAUGUUGGAUAGUAAUAUAUGUUUCAAAGUAAUAAUUUUGUAUAUAUUUUAAAUAAAGUACUAUGGU
This is a messenger RNA of Meriones unguiculatus (Mongolian gerbil), 3817 nucleotides long. RefSeq names its product G protein-coupled receptor 45 (gene Gpr45). Bases 601 to 1722 code for a protein of 373 amino acids. The record is from RefSeq and is a predicted model, not a curated record. Gene Ontology annotation, molecular function: G protein-coupled receptor activity. Gene Ontology annotation, biological process: G protein-coupled receptor signaling pathway. Gene Ontology annotation, cellular component: membrane. The transcript is spliced from 2 exons. NCBI's taxonomy places the organism in Eukaryota, Metazoa, Chordata, Mammalia, Rodentia, Muridae.